Messenger RNA from Chrysochloris asiatica (Cape golden mole), 1388 nucleotides. RefSeq names its product syntaxin 3 (gene STX3). Lineage: Eukaryota; Metazoa; Chordata; Mammalia; Afrosoricida; Chrysochloridae. Gene Ontology annotation, biological process: intracellular protein transport; exocytic insertion of neurotransmitter receptor to postsynaptic membrane; synaptic vesicle fusion to presynaptic active zone membrane. Gene Ontology annotation, cellular component: SNARE complex; postsynapse; endomembrane system. Bases 18 to 851 code for a protein of 277 amino acids. The transcript has 10 exons. The record is from RefSeq and is a predicted model, not a curated record. Gene Ontology annotation, molecular function: SNARE binding; SNAP receptor activity.
GGCGCCAGGGCCCCAGGAUGAAGGACCGGCUAGAGCAGCUCAAGGCCAAGCAGCUGACUCAGGAUGAUGAUGCUGAUGAGGUCGAGAUUGCCAUCGACAACACGGCUUUCAUGGAUGAGUUCUUUUCUGAGAUUGAGGACACACGGCUCAACAUUGACAAGAUCUCAGAGCAUGUAGAGGAGGCAAAGAAGCUCUACAGUAUCAUUCUCUCUGCACCGAUUCCAGAGCCAAAAACCAAGGAUGACCUCGAGCAGCUCACAACUGAGAUCAAGAAAAGGGCCAACAGCGUCCGGAACAAGCUGAAGAGCAUGGAGAAGCAUAUUGAAGAAGAUGAGGUCCGGCCAUCAGCAGAUGUCCGGAUACGGAAGUCCCAGCACUCUGUCCUCUCCCGGAAAUUUGUUGAGGUGAUGACGAAAUACAAUGAGGCCCAGGUGGAUUUCCGUGAACGCAGCAAAGGGCGAAUCCAGCGGCAGCUCGAAAUUACCGGCAAAAAGACAACCGAUGAGGAACUGGAGGAGAUGUUGGAAUGUGGAAACCCUGCCAUCUUCACAUCUGGGAUCAUCGAUUCCCAGAUUUCCAAACAAGCCCUUAGUGAGAUUGAGGGACGGCACAAGGACAUCGUGAGGCUGGAAAGCAGCAUCAAAGAGCUUCACGACAUGUUCAUGGACAUCGCCAUGCUGGUGGAGAACCAGGGUGAGAUGUUAGAUAAUAUAGAGUUGAAUGUCAUGCGCACAGUGGACCAUGUGGAGAAAGCCCGGGAUGAGACUAAAAAGGCAGUGAAAUACCAGAGCCAGGCCCGCAAGAACCUGAUUUCACUCCAGCCUGGCGCGGCCUCCCUUAUCUUCAGAUGAGACUGGAGUUCUGAAUGGCCUUCCUGAGAGCGAGUGGGACCCGUGCCUUUGUUUCCUUGUAACCGUCCUUGGACCUGACCCAGCCAACAGUCUAGCCCUGGAGGAAUGUAAUCUGCCUGAUGCAACCCCAACUUCUCAAAAUGUCCUGCCCACCAGCUUUGAAGAACCUUCUCUCCUGGAUUGUUUGGACCAGCUCACCUUCUCGUUCCUCCCUCUGGUGUCAAAUUAGGCCUUGCACCUUGGAGAGCCUAUUUGAGAUCCUUCCAAGGUGCUGUUAUUUUCUACCUCAAGGAGUGUUCUCCCAGAUAUUACAAUGUAUAUGCAUUUUUGAGGGGAUUUAUCUAACAAAGCCAAGGGAUUCUUCCAGAUUUGGCCAUAGUAAAGCUUGGAACUGAGUCUUCUGUAUGGCAGGGGGCCAGUUCUUAUGGUUUGUCAUCUUUAUAUCCUUAAAUCCUGAGAGGCAUACAGAUGUCAUUUUGGUCUGAGAAGCUGACUUGAGAGAAAUGCAACCUUAAAUGCCUGGUAUGUUCAGCUUGG